AUUAUCCGCUUGCAGUUUGGACGCCGACGCCGCCGCGCCACACGCUACAAAUGUGCGCUACCAUCAUAAUAACAUAAUAUUACAUUACAUUAUUAUAACAUCGUUCUGAAAAUGUCGCGAUUAUCGCUAUAAAUUUUUUACAAAAUUCAGACGACCAUCCGUGACACCGUCAUGAAGGGGGGGUCGUCGCCGCGGUCUUACCGCGAACCGUCAUCGUCACGUGGCGCGACUAUACGAUAUUAUAUAAGUGUCUCGCCGUUGUAACAUAAUAUAUUUAUCUAAAGGUUUAUAUUAUUAUGCGAUUUUUACGAUCGUCUUCGAUAAUAAUACAUCGAUUUCGUCAAUAUGUAGGUACGCGUACCUUAUAACGUUAAGUCAUGUCGCCGUCCACCGUGCAGAUGCAGAACCUUAACGGCUCACCGUACACGGUGUCUUCCGCGCCGGAAUUCCGGCAGGAAGAGUCGACGGCCGUCGAAGAAAAACUCAUGGUGGCUGUGAGAAUAAGACCAUUAUCAACAAACGAAACGGGUAGAAGCUUAUACGUGGUUGAUUCCAAGACUAUCGUCAUCGAGGAAACGGAAAAAGAAAGAGACGACGUACUUCGACAAAAAAGGACCGGACAAAAACGUUAUGCGUUCGACGUAGUUUUUGACGAAGAUUCCACUCAGGACGAAGUGUACGAAAAGACGACGAAAAGCUUGGUGAAAGACAUACUCGUCGGUUUUAACGCCACAGUGUUCGCGUACGGGGCGACGGGUAGCGGAAAAACACACACGAUGGUCGGACACGGUGGAGAGACGGGCAUCAUGGUCCGAGCAAUAAGCGAUUUGUUCGACAUAGUGAGCAAAAACGCUUACCGGUACACGGUAAAAAUGUCGUAUUUAGAAAUAUACAACGAGAACAUCCGGGACCUCCUGAACCCAGCGUCGGGUUUUCUGGAACUCCGCGAAGACACGUCCAGAAAUCGAAACAUCCAAGUGACCGGACUGUCGGAAGUCGUAGUAGUGUCCAUCGACGAGGUGAUGGGGCUGUUGCACCAGGGCAACCGGCAGAGGACGGUGGAGCCGACGGGCGUGAAUAAAACGUCUUCCAGGAGUCACGCGCUACUCAGCGUGACGGUGUGCAAGGCGUCCAGGACGGCAACAGCCGUGCGGCAAGGCAGGUUGUUCAUGAUCGACCUGGCAGGCUCCGAGAGAGCUAGCCACACUAAGAACCGAGGAAAACGACUAAAAGAAGGAGCGCACAUCAACAGGUCUCUGCUGGCUUUGGGAAACUGCAUAAACGCCCUAAGCGGAGGCACGAACCCGCGAUUCGUCAACUAUCGUGACAGCAAACUCACCCGGUUGCUUCGUGAGUCUCUGAGCGGAAAUUGUCGGACUGUCAUGAUCGCACACGUCAGCUCAGCAGCGUCGCAUAAAGACGAGACCAGGAACACCUUGAUCUACGCCGCCAGAGCCAGCGGAAUAUCACACAAAGUCGAGAGGAACGUUUUGAACGUGUCCUUUCAAGUUAAUCAGUACAGAUCAGUUAUAUCAGAUCUACGCAACGAGAUCUCUCGACUGAGGACAAAAUUGGACGAGGGUCGAGCAAAGUCUUCGAACGGCCAGCACAGCGACACGCCUGUGAACCAGAUAAGGGACCAGAUUGUGGGCACGUUCCGCGAACAAAUGAAACUCAGGCGAAAGCUGAUGGAUAUCGACGGACAUCUGUUGUCGCUGGGCGUAGAAGCCGAACGGCAACACCAAAUAAUCAGCCAAUGGGAGUCGAGAAACAAUAGACUUUACUGCCGGAGGACAAGCAGCCAGCGCAGGCCGAACACCAAAAGUUCGAUCAACACUUCAAACGGUGAUUCCUUUGACAAUGACCAGCUAAACAUGCACCAGGCGUGGUCGGAUUUGAGUUACAUCGAACACGAACAGGAAAGAUAUGUGGCGCUCAGGUCCAAGACCGUUAGCGAACUGGACGCAGUCAGGCAACAGGCAGUGGCCCUAGAAAAUAACCUUCCAAAACGAUUGGACUCUGAGACGGAACGCGAACUGCUAUCGUUAAUAUGUCGCGUGCACGAAUUGGAAGCCGACAAAAUGGCUUUGCAAGGUGAACGGCUAGUCGAGUCGUACGAGCUGCGCCGCAGAGGAGAUCUGUUGCACAAGCUGCACCGACAACAACGCAUUACCGACGACAUUAUAACGAAACAGCGACAGAUAAUCGAAGGUCAAAAUGUGCCGUUGCCGACCGAUUUGAAAGAACUGUAUCGGUCGUAUCAGCAAGAAAUACACGCUAACUCGUACAACACGGACGUAAACACCAUACCACUGACAUCUGCCAUACAAUCAAUCGACAAGAGUUUUGAGAAAGCAACCAUCGACGACCAGCGAGACAAAAAUGGAACGUAUACCGCUGAAAGUCGUGUUCAACCGAUUACGCCAGAAUCGAGACUUUACACAACUUCAAGCAAUGAGAGCUUAGCGGCUGGCUUCGACUGGGAAAAGGAUCAAGGAAGUUUGCCGCCCAUCAAUCAAUCGGCAGCCGUUCCAAACUCCAGAGACGAAAUUCCAUCGCCCGUUCCGGCUUCCGUGCUGUUUCCGCCAAUUUCUAAUCGCUUUAAAUAAGGUUUCUCGAUUCUUCCCGUCUACUUGUAUAUGCCUAAAAUUAAAAUUAAAAUAAUAAGUAUAUAAUACACACCGUAUAGACGUCAUUUAUCGCGUAGUAGGUACCUACUGCCAUUAAAUGUUUUUCUUCAAUACAUCAAUGUAUAAUAUAUAGAUAUUUAUGUAUCCAUACGAAUGAUAAUUCUAGGGAAUGUUCAUACUAUGUAAGUUGUACAUAGUUUGCAACGUGACCGUUUGCUUUCAAAAUUAUUAGCACCCUGCAACGAAUGUCGAUAAAAAUCAAAAUAUAAUUUACCUACCUAUACAAUAAUUUUAUACUUACAUUUAAAUACCUAUCUAUUUAAUAUUUCAAUAUUGUUAAACAUUUUUGAAUUUACGACAGAUAUUCUUUCAUUAGUUGAAUCAUUUAGUACGCUAAUAAUAUAUAUAUAUAUUUAAAUUUUUGAUUAUUCAUAAGAUCGCGAAUUCGUCUACAAAAAUGUAGGUAGGUAUGCGUACCUAUGCGAUUGCCUUUAAUCCUAUCACAAUCGAUCGAUUUUAUACCAAUUGAUUGAUUAUAAUUUAUAGUAGGUAAGUACUAAUUUAUAAACCUAUAGAUAUAGAUAACUAAUACCUACAAUACUUAAUUUCCUUUAUUUUAAUAUUGUUAGUUGUAAUGUUCUAACUUUGUAACGUAUCCGUAUAAAAAUCAAAAAAACAAACAAAACAACAUUUUAAUUUGUUUUUUGUAUGGUUAGCAAAAUACCACUAAAAUUAAAGUGAAUAUAAUGUUUAAAUUACCUAUACGAUCAACAAAUAUAUUCAAUAUUUUUCAAUUGAUUUGUGUUUUAUGUUAUUCUUAUAUUGUGUAUAAAUGUAGAUAUAAUACUAUGCAUACCUAUCAUAGGCUCUAAGAGUUCAAAGCUUUUGUGAGAACUUUAACCCCUUUUCUCACCAUACU
This is a messenger RNA of Aphis gossypii (cotton aphid), 3549 nucleotides long. RefSeq names its product kinesin-like protein KIF19. The coding region runs from base 378 to 2609 and encodes 743 amino acids. Gene Ontology annotation, molecular function: ATP binding; microtubule binding; microtubule motor activity. The transcript is spliced from 13 exons. Gene Ontology annotation, biological process: microtubule-based movement. Lineage: Eukaryota; Metazoa; Arthropoda; Insecta; Hemiptera; Aphididae. The record is from RefSeq and is a predicted model, not a curated record.